AUGGCCGCCACAACUACGAUCCAGGUCCCCCACCUCGGCGGCAUCACGGCCGGCUACCGUCUGUCCGGGGACAAGGUCGACCCCGCCAAGCCCACCGUCGUGCUCAUCAACUCCAUGUGCACCACCGUCUCCCUCUACGAUGCUCAGUUCAACAGCAAGACGUUGACCGAUGCUGUCAACCUGCUGGCUAUUGAGCCUCUCGGCCACGGCUCCACCAGCUGCCCGGCCGAGCACUUCACCUACUGGGACACGGCCAUCAUGGCCCUGCAGGUGAUGGACAAACUCGGCGUCGAGAAGGCCUUCGCUCUCGGCACUUCUCAGGGCGGCUGGAUGGUCACCCGCAUGGCGCUUUUGGCUCCCGAGAGAAUCCUGGGUCUCUUGCCCUUGGGCACAUCCAUGGACUACGAGUCAGCCGACUCUCGCGGCAAGGGCUGCUGGGACCCCAAGGCUCAGCUGCUGGCCUUCUACGACGCCUGGUCCAGCCCUGUCCCGACGCCUGACUUCCUCGUCGACGACAUCUGGUGCGGUAUGGUCGGCAGCUUGGGCUUCUCUGGCACCGUGCCUCCUGAGACCCUGGCUUUCUGGACCAACACCCUCAAGUCUGUCUACAAGGGCGACGAGGGCCGCAAGAAGCUCAAGAUUGCCCUUGGUAACCUUCUGUCCCGCGAUGGUCUCCUGCUGAGACUCAGGGAUAUCAAGUGCCCUGUCUACUGGCUCCAGGGUACCGCUGACCCCGUCUUUGGCGUCAACAUUCCGGUCGAGCAGAUCAAGCUCUUCACCGCGUCGCCGGAGGCAACUCUUACGAUGGUUGAGGGCGGUGGUCACUACCUCAACGCCACGAGCCCCAAGGAGGUUGAGGAGGCUCUGCUCACCAUGGUCAAGAAGUAUGCUUAA
Colletotrichum aenigma is the source of this 894-nucleotide messenger RNA. RefSeq lists its product as uncharacterized. Lineage: Eukaryota; Fungi; Ascomycota; Sordariomycetes; Glomerellales; Glomerellaceae. The transcript has 3 exons. Gene Ontology annotation, molecular function: catalytic activity. The record is from RefSeq and is a predicted model, not a curated record. Bases 1 to 894 code for a protein of 297 amino acids.